UGCUAUUUGUUUUUCCUUUUCUUGGUGUUUCGCUGCAUUGAGAUUCAAAAUUGUAGGCUUCGAAUCAAAUUUGUAGCAAUUUGAUAGUUUGGUUUUUCUUUGGGUUUUGGUUGCUGAACGGGUGAAAUAGUUUCCAAAUGAUUAGGUGGAAUAGAUCGAUGGGAGUGGAAUUGGUAUAAUGCAGCGUCUCCCUGUUCUCUAUUUCCCUCACUGCUUAAGCUUCGGAUGGCGAUUGGGUCAGUUUUUCUGCUGUUCAGCUCACUGAGUCAACCAUCUCUCUUUCUAGUUUUUUUUUUGUCUCUUUCUAGUUGCAAGGCUAAUUAACUGAAAGUCUGAAACCAAAAGAAAUAAAAGAAAUAGAGAGAUCUUUAUACUUUCUAUUUAAACCAGUUCUAUUGUCGCUCUCAUUCCACUUCUGCUUUGAGCUUUCAACGGAACAACAAGAUCCUCAAGUGUUUCCCUCAUGAUAUAAGUCUAAUCGCAGGUAGAAGAAAAAGUGAGAAUUGUAUGAUCUGUAUUCUGUAAUUGAAAGUUAAAUAGAAAAUGGGGUGUGCUGUUUCGAGGAUGGAUCAAGAAGAGAGGGUUCGCCUGUGUAAGGAGCGAAAGAGGUUGAUGAGAGAAUUGGUUGGGUAUAGAGAGGAAUUUGCGAACUCCCAAUUAUCAUAUUUGAAGGCAUUAAAGAACACUGGGGUGACUCUUAGACAGUUUACUGAUUCGGACACAUUGGAGCUUGAAACCAUCUCCUGCGAAGACCACAUUGACUCUUCUCCGUUGCCUCCGCCGCCACCCCCCACCCCCACCUUUUAGCCCUGAUUCAAGAAAGAAUGGUGAUAAUUGGGAAGAGAGCGAAGAGAUGGAGAGCAGCCAAUCUGGAGAUAUAUUUGAUGAUAGCUCAUCAAUGAUGAACUGGUUUAAUAAAGACUCUUCUACAGAUGUGGCCGUGGAAGCUUUGAAAAUCAGAAAGACACUUGAGGGAAUUAUGCAGGAUUUAAAUGACUAUUUGUUGAAAGCAUCAGCUGGUGCAACAGAAAUAGCAGUUUUUACUGACAUCAACAUUGGGGACAGUGCCGUUCCUUGGAAAAUUAAGGAGAACAAGGGGAAGAGGAGCAGGUCUUCUAAGGCCCUUCCAGUUGGUAGAGAUUCUGCUCAGUGUGGAUCUAAUGAGCCAUGCAAGCCUGGCGCUCAUUGCGUAACCCUUGAUAAGCUUUAUGUUGCAGAACAGAAUCAUUUCAAGGAUUUGGAUGAGCUUGAAAGGAAACUGGCGGGACUGCAGAAUCAAGACGAAAACAGUUUAGAGACUUACAAUGGGCUCCAAGAAUCAAUAACCACAAUCUCUUCAUCUAUUUUGGAGGUUAUUGAUGAAGAGUUGUACCCCCAAUUGAUUGCAUUAACUUCAGGGUUAAUGGAAAUAUGGAAAAUGAUGUACAAAUGUCACGAUUUGUUUUGAGAGUAUGUUUAAAAUUAUUUCCGAGGUUGUUUUUAUUUACAUAAUGAGGCAGGCUCAAUUUCACCAAAUUGUUUUGACCUUUUUAAAAUGGAAUCGAAUGUCAAGUUAAAAGCCGUCUGUAGGACUCUUUGUGUUCG
Messenger RNA from Cuscuta epithymum, 1584 nucleotides. The record is from the annotation of a GenBank genome assembly. NCBI's taxonomy places the organism in Eukaryota, Viridiplantae, Streptophyta, Magnoliopsida, Solanales, Convolvulaceae.